Messenger RNA from Arabidopsis thaliana (thale cress), 588 nucleotides. RefSeq names its product arabinogalactan protein 13 (gene AGP13). The coding region runs from base 227 to 406 and encodes 59 amino acids. Gene Ontology annotation, cellular component: plasma membrane; membrane. The record is from RefSeq and is marked reviewed. The transcript has a single exon. Lineage: Eukaryota; Viridiplantae; Streptophyta; Magnoliopsida; Brassicales; Brassicaceae.
GUGCUAAUAAAGUUUUUGUUCACCAAAUACAAAGAAUUAAAACAAUUCGAAAAUGAUUAAUUGUGUUGAUGUGUUAAUCAAACUGUAAAGUGAUAAUUACACAGUUGGCCUUACAUGCAUCUAUGUGUAUAUAUAAACCACAAGUCACAACACAUCAAAACACACCACAAAACACUAAACAUAUAGUCUCUUCGUGCUUUCUCAAGAACCACCUAGAGAUAACCCAAUGGAGGCAAUGAAGAUGAGACUCUUUGUGGCGGUUUUGGUGGCAGCGAUGGCUUUCUCUGCGGUGCAACAGGCUGCCGCGGUGGAGGCUCCAGCUCCGAGUCCUACCUCCGAUGCUUCCUUGGCCAUCCCCGCUUUCUUCGCCUCGGUAGCCACUUUGGCCUUUGGGUUUCUCUUCUAGACAAAUUUGUUUUUGUCUUUUUAAUGUUAUAAAAAUCAUAUUCUUGUUUUUUUAUUUCGGUUUUCAUUCUUAUGUACUGUUCUAAGAUUUUCCACAUUUGAAUCAAUAAAAUUAUCUCGGUCACUUUUUUUUUAUUCAGCGUAGCUUUGACAAAAUCAUUUAAAAAAAAGAAUGUAGUUUGA